Molecule: messenger RNA, 2918 nt
Organism: Pantherophis guttatus
Lineage: Eukaryota; Metazoa; Chordata; Lepidosauria; Squamata; Colubridae
Source: RefSeq, a predicted model, not a curated record
CUCAGGCCUCUUAGCAACGGGCAUCGCAAGGAAAACUUCAGGCAGCUUUUGCGAAGGGUUGCAAAAUAGGAGGGAUUUCCAAAGAGAUUAAAAACAGGAGCUUCACUCUUUGGCAGGACGGCUAAUUCUGCCCUACGCCGAAGCGAUGGGUAAAGAUAAGAAGAAAGACAGUAAAAAAGGAGAUAAAUCCGGAUCUGCUGCAGCCCACGACACGUCCAUCGAGUUAGCAAUUUCCAGCCUGAAUGUCCCACCUCUGUCGGACCAGGGGGAUGAGCACUUGGCUACUCGGGCAACUUCCAAAGAAAACAACAAGGAUCAAGAGCCUCCCCCUGUCCCUGAACCCAUUGAGUACGAAGAACCCAUCCUCACACAACUGAUUGUUGAAAGGUACGAAGGAGAAAAGGUCCGUGGGUUGUAUGAAGGGGAAGGAACUGCCUAUUUUCAAGGAGGCAACAUCUACAAGGGCGUGUUUUCAGAAGGGCUCAUGCAUGGACAAGGGACUUACACGUGGAGCGACGGAGUGCAGUACGAGGGAAACUUCGUCAAGAAUGUGCAAAUGCAUCAUGGCACUUACAAGUGGCCGGAUGGCAGUAUGUACGAAGGCGAAGUGAAGUACGGGAUCAGACAUGGUUUCGGCAUGUACAAAUGUGGCACCUAUCCUGUUUCGUAUAUUGGCCAGUGGGUGGAAGGCAAGAGACACGGCAAGGGCACCAUUUACUACAACGAAGCAGGUUCUUCUUGGUACGAAGGAGACUUUGUGAACAAUGUAAAAAGUGGAUGGGGAGUAAGACGUUACAAAUCUGGAAAUAUCUAUGAAGGACAAUGGGAGAGAGACCUGCGCCACGGAGAAGGACGAAUGAGGUGGCUUACAUCAAACCAGGAAUACACUGGAAUGUGGGUUAAUGGUAUACAGCAUGGGCAAGGUACCCAUACCUGGUAUCUGAAGAGGAUCGCUGGGUCACAGUAUCCCCUAAGGAAUGAAUACGUUGGAGAUUUCGUCAACGGUGAUCGGCACGGACAUGGGAAAUUCUUCUUUGCCAGCGGCGCAAUGUACGAUGGAGAAUGGGUGCUGAACAAAAAACAUGGCACGGGCAAGCUAGUUUUCAAGAACGGCCGUGUGUACGAAGGCGAAUUUAAUUACGACCACAUAGCGGAGUGUCCAUCCUUGCAAAUCGACAUGACUAACAUGGAAGAAGUGUGCAACCUCUCCCUGAAGGGUUUAUCUGGCAUAGAUAGCGUCAAAGUUGUUGACAAUUCAAGGACCUCCUCUUUGUCAGGACCAAACAUUGAAAUAGAUCUAUCGACCUUGUUAGCUUUAUUUCCGGAAAAAGACAAGGAAGAUGAAAUGAAACAGACAGAAUACGCUGUGCUGAGAUAUAUUUCGGAGCUGAGGAGAAUCUACACUUUCUACAGCAGCUUGGGCUAUGACCACUCCCUGGACAACACCUUCCUGAUGACCAAGCUUCAGUUCUGGAGGUUCUUGAAGGACUGCAGGUUUCACUACUGCAACCAGACCCUCGCUGCCAUGGACCGGAUUCUGAACGAUAAAACAUUACUGGAAGAGAUUCAUUCUCCUUACGAGACUUUGCUACUUAGGAUGUUUUUGACCUACCUGAUUUACCUGUCCUUCCACAUUUAUCACAAGGAUUUUGAUGACACAAGUCCUCGCCUGUUCAAGUGCUUCUCCAAGCUGAUGGUCAAGAAUAUUUGUCCUUACGCCUGCCGUACCAAAGGCAUUUUGUUCAGCGACCGACAGCAAGCCGUCUACGCGCUCAGUUACAUCGAUAAGUGCUGGGAGGUUUUCCAGGCGUUCUGUAGACCGAGCACCCUACCUCCUUACGAACCUACAAUGAAGAUGAGACACUUCAUUUGGAUGCUGGAAGAUUUAAGACUCAUCAGCAAACAACUAACAGCUACCAAGGUUGUGAACAUUCUGGCCAAAGACAAUCCUUUCGUCUCGGAUGCAGAGACCGUUAAUUUGGAGCACGAGCUUGUCUUCCUUGAGUUCUUCGAAGCUCUGGUAGACUGUGCCCUUCUUUAUGUCACCGAUGAGAUGUUGAAGCAACAGGCCGAAGAGGUGGCCCAAGCAAUCACCGCUUCUUACAGACCAGAUGAGUUGCCUGACAGGAGCGAAGCUGCCUCCCUGCCUCCCGAAUUGGCUUCUCCUCAGUCCGUUCAUACUAGAAGCACCAGCAGCGACGAAGCAAGCACCGAAGCCACGGACGCUGGCACCGUCCAACUUAGCUCCAAAAGUUCCUCAAGCAAGAUUGUGCAUUUCGAAGUGGGCAAGACCAAAAAAUCGGAAGGCCAUAAAAAGGGAAGUCAAAUGAAGGGAAGUGAACUGCUCUGCUGUCCCAACCCUCCAAGAUGAGAGCAACGGAAUAUCACAGUUGGAAGGGACCUCGGAGGUCUUCUAGCCCAGCGAUCACCAACUGGUGGUCCGUGGACCACCGGUGAUCCGCGAGAAAAUUUUGGUGGUCCGCAGGAAAAAAUUAUUUGCAUUUUUAAUAUUGCACUAAAUCAGAGGUCCACAAACUGCGGCCCCUGGGCCGGAUAUGUGCAAUGAACGUUUGUGUUGAGAGUCUUCUCCCUUCGGGGUCUUCUUGUGUGGAUCGGAGGGGGGCAGAAAUUCCGAUUUGGGGUCUGCUUCGGCCACCUGGGGUUUUGGGCGAAGGCUGGAGGGAAGCACCGCUGGUGGCGAAGAGCCGGAGGGCCUCGUUCCAGUGGGACUGCAUCAUGGCCUGGAACUGGCUGACCAUCUCAGCCUGCUGAGCCUCCAGGUGCCGAUACCUGGCCUUGCACUCCCGCAGGUCCUCCUUCUGCUUGGAAAGCCUAUGCUCCUAGUCCUCAGUGAGGUGCUUCUGCUGAGCCUCCUUUUCAGCCAGAUCCAAUUCGAACUGAGCUGUUUUGCCAACUCU